AUGGAAGCACUGGUUUAUACAUUCCUGUUGGUAUCGACUCUAGGGAUAAUUUUUUUCGCUAUCUUUUUUCGAGAACCGCCUAAGGUUCCGAAUAAAAAAAUAAAAUGA
Molecule: messenger RNA, 108 nt
Organism: Amborella trichopoda
Lineage: Eukaryota; Viridiplantae; Streptophyta; Magnoliopsida; Amborellales; Amborellaceae
Source: the annotation of a RefSeq genome assembly